This is a messenger RNA of Penicillium verhagenii, 2220 nucleotides long. Its product is annotated as dynamin-like GTPase vpsA. The transcript is spliced from 7 exons. Gene Ontology annotation, molecular function: GTPase activity; microtubule binding; GTP binding. Lineage: Eukaryota; Fungi; Ascomycota; Eurotiomycetes; Eurotiales; Aspergillaceae. Gene Ontology annotation, cellular component: microtubule; peroxisome; membrane. Gene Ontology annotation, biological process: peroxisome organization. The coding region runs from base 1 to 2220 and encodes 739 amino acids. The record is from RefSeq and is a predicted model, not a curated record.
AUGGCAAGCCCAACGACCACCGGCGGCUAUUCCAUAAAUGUCAAUGAUCCCGGCCUCAUUUCGCUGGUCAACAAGCUCCAGGAUGUGUUCUCCACAGUUGGUGUACAAAACCCUAUCGAUUUGCCCCAGAUUGCCGUCGUUGGAUCGCAGUCAAGUGGAAAGAGUUCAGUAUUAGAGAACAUUGUCGGUCGUGAUUUGUAUGCGCUCUUUCCUUCCCUCCUGAGAGGGCUUCCACCACCAAACAUCCCGCCGCGGCGGUGGCGGGGCCCUUCCCGGUGUCGUCGUCAGCCAUUGCUAACCACCCGCUUCUUCACAUCUAGCCUGCCCCGUGGCUCAGGAAUUGUUACCCGGAGACCUCUUAUUCUGCAGUUGAUUAACAAGGAUGCCAGCAGCCAAUCGAACGGCGACGUAAAAUUGGAGACAACCGAUAGCGAGUCCAAUAUCGACGAGUAUGGCGAGUUCCUGCAUUUGCCAGGCGAGAAGUUCUAUGACUUCAACAAGAUCCGAGACGAGAUUGUUCGUGAGACGGAGACCAAGGUCGGCAAAAACGCUGGAAUUUCGCCGGUCCCCAUCAAUCUGCGCAUCUACUCGCCCAACGUUCUCACCCUGACCCUGGUUGAUCUGCCUGGGUUGACCAAGGUCCCAGUUGGAGACCAGCCCAAGGAUAUCGAACGUCAAAUCAAGGAUAUGGUGCUCAAGUACAUCAGCAAGCCCAAUGCCAUCAUUUUGGCCGUGACCUCGGCCAACCAGGAUUUGGCCAACUCGGACGGUCUGAAGUUGGCCCGUGAGGUAGACCCCGAGGGACAGCGCACUAUUGGUGUUUUGAGCAAGGUCGAUCUGAUGGACGUCGGCACCGAUGUGGUGGAUAUUCUCGCUGGCCGGAUUAUCCCCUUGCGCCUAGGAUAUGUCCCGGUCGUUAACCGUGGUCAACGUGACAUUGAGAACAAGAAGCUUAUUGCCUACGCUCUGGAGAACGAGAAGAAUUUCUUUGAGAACCACAAGGCCUACCGGAACAAGGCUUCGUACUGUGGUACUCCGUACUUGGCGCGGAAGCUCAACUUGAUCCUUAUGAUGCAUAUUAAGCAAACCCUGCCCGAUAUUAAGGCGAGAAUUUCCUCCUCCCUUCAGAAAUACACCACCGAGCUGUCGCAGCUGGGUGACUCGAUGCUCGGAAACAGCGCCAACAUCAUCCUCAACAUCAUCACGGAGUUCAGCAAUGAGUACCGCACUGUUCUGGAAGGUAACAACCAAGAGCUAUCUAGCAUUGAAUUGUCCGGUGGUGCUCGUAUCAGCUUUGUGUUCCAUGAGCUAUACUCCAACGGUAUCAAGGCCGUUGAUCCAUUUGACCAAGUGAAGGAUAUUGAUAUCCGCACCAUUCUUUACAACUCAUCCGGUUCAUCUCCGGCACUUUUCGUCGGUACCACCGCCUUUGAGUUGAUCGUCAAGCAGCAGAUUAAGCGCCUUGAGGAGCCCAGCAUCAAGUGUAUCUCGCUUGUCUUUGACGAGCUGGUUCGCAUUCUGGGUCAGCUCCUGACCAAGCAGUUGUUCCGUCGCUACCCUAUGCUCAAGGAGAAAUUCCACGCUGUGGUGAUUGCGUUCUUCAAGAAGUGCAUGGAGCCAACAAACAAGCUGGUCAAGGACUUGAUCGCUAUGGAGGCAACCUACAUCAACACCGGCCACCCCGAUUUCCUUAACGGACACCGUGCUAUGACUAUUGUAAAUGAGCGCCAGCACGCCGCUAAGCCCACCCAGGUGGACCCUAAGACUGGCAAGCCCCUGCCGGCCCGUGCUGCGAGCCCUUCCCUGGACACCACCGGAUCACAGGAUCCCAACGGUAGCGGGUUCUUCGGCAGUUUCUGGGCCUCAAAGAACAAGAAGAAGAUGGCUGCUAUGGAAGCCCCGCCACCCACCCUCAAGGCUUCUGCCACUCUGUCCGAGCGGGAGUCUACCGAGGUUGAGGUCAUCAAGCUUCUGAUCACUUCCUACUUCAACAUUGUGAAGCGCACAAUGAUUGACAUGGUCCCUAAGGCUGUCAUGUACACCCUGGUGCAAUUCACCAAGGACACAAUGCAAGGCGAGCUUCUCGAGUACAUGUACCGCAGCAACGAGCUGGAUGACCUUCUGAAGGAGAGCGACUACACCACCCGCCGGCGGAAGGAGUGCCAACAGAUGGUUGAGAGCUUGGGCCGCGCUAGCGAGAUUGUCAGCCAAGUCCAGUAA